Molecule: messenger RNA, 1743 nt
Organism: Aspergillus mulundensis
Lineage: Eukaryota; Fungi; Ascomycota; Eurotiomycetes; Eurotiales; Aspergillaceae
Exons: 7
Coding region: 1-1743 (580 amino acids)
Molecular function (GO): iron ion binding; heme binding; monooxygenase activity
Source: RefSeq, a predicted model, not a curated record
AUGCCGGACUCGGAACGUAAAACUGAGCGCCUUGCUAAUCACGCCCUGGAGCUCUUUACCGCGGGUACGGUCACGCUGACGGACUUUUUCACUGUAACGCUCUACCAUGUUCUUUGCGAUAGGUCUCUCGCAGACCGUCUCUCCGCUGAGCUUGCAGAUAUUAUGGCUGGCUAUCCAGCCAGCCUUCCCACGUGGCAGGAUCUCGAGCGAUUGCCGUUUUUGCAUGCCACAGUUAAGGAGGGUCUGAGGUUAAGCUACGGCCUCACGCACCCCCUCCCGCGCAUUUCUCCAGACUCCGACCUCCACUUCAACCAGUGGACAAUCCCCGCCGGCAUCCCAGUCGGCAUGUCAGCAUACAGCCUCCACCGAGACGCGACAACGUACCCAGAUCCGCUCGAAUUCCAGCCCGACCGAUGGCUCGCGGCCGGGCCUGCGAGCACGAAGAUGCAUCGAAACUGGGUACCUUUCAGUCGGGGAUCGAGGAACUGCUUGGGCAUGAAGCUCCACAACCCUGCUUAUAGUCUCGCGUACGCAGAAAUGUACUGGGCGCUGGCUGUGCUGUUUCGUCCGGGUGCGCCGAGGCUCGAGCUCUUCGAGACGGACGCUUCAGAUGUCACUAUGGUACUGGACUUUGUUCUCCCGAGUCCUAAGCUGGAGAUACUCCGUCGUUCCUUCCGGCCAAGUUGGCCAUUCUCACCAGUCACCAGUCACGAGUCUCACGACUCAUCAGCCACUCGAUUACUGUACAAGGCUGUAGGCAUGUCCGCCAAAGGGAAGAUGAUCGAGAUACACGAGAAGUUGAAAGCAAAAUCCAUGGAAGUCUUCAGACAAAAGCAGGGGCCACUUGUGACUGAACAGACCCUGAAUCUCAUUGAGGAAACCUUCACCGAAAUUGCUCCUCAAAAACCAUCAACUGAAGAUCUCCCUCAGUUGCCAGCGUCCAAGGUAACUGAAAAGGAUUUGAAAGCCAUCUUCGGUCUAGAAUUCGUCGACAGACCCUUCUUUAAGCUCCGACAAGAAGACCUGAUAGAGGUGCCUCCCGAGCUGGAGAAAAGGAUACGCCGUUGGGGAAGGCUCUUAGAUCAGGGUUUCGACACUGGGUCGGAGUGCCGCCUACUAAUCAACGAAUUCCUCGGGAAUGCUCUCGAACUGGAAAGAGAUAUCCUCGAAGAAGAGAGCCCAGAGGCAUCCUACCUCCCGCGAAUGCGGCUUGAGACGCUUCUCAGUUUUCCGAUAAUACACCAAGGCACUCGGAAGUUACUUGUUGGUAACGCUGACUACACGGUCAACUAUACCAGUGACACAAUGGCCACAAGCCUGGUAAUACUUCCAGAAGCCAAACACCACUCUACCAGAAGUUGCGGCAGGACCCAAUGUCUUACCUAUAUGGCAAUGGUGCAUGAGAUCCGCAAAGCACAGGGUUAUGUCAACACUGUGGUCUAUGGGAUUGUCUCCGAUGGUUCCAGCUUCGAGUUUCUCAGAAUCGAUAACGACACCAAAUGGUCUGAAUGGGCUCCACCGACGAGGUGGACGGAAUCAACAAAAAAGAGAAUAUACACUGUCCUUCGGUUAGUGGUACGGAAUGCCCUACGGACUUCACCCCAGGUCUCUGCACAACCAGUCCUAGGAUUAAGUCCAGGUCAACACCCAGCGGCCGAACCCCUCAACUAUCACCUCCGUACACCAAGCCUUGAAGAUAGAUACGACUUCGAGGAUGAUUUUGGCAUGGACACGGAUCAAUAG